Molecule: messenger RNA, 4325 nt
Organism: Astyanax mexicanus (Mexican tetra)
Lineage: Eukaryota; Metazoa; Chordata; Actinopteri; Characiformes; Acestrorhamphidae
Gene: sertad2b
Product: SERTA domain containing 2b
Exons: 3
Coding region: 385-1479 (364 amino acids)
Cellular component (GO): nucleus
Molecular function (GO): transcription regulator activity
Source: RefSeq, a predicted model, not a curated record
CUGAGCCUCCCUCACUCUACGUCACACCUUUCCGAGGGUAGCUGCGGUCUCUGCGCUCCGGCUGCGUCCGUCUCCACUACGGCUGCCUGCUGCGCGUUUCUCCCGCUUUACGCUGCUUUUACGCCUCGGUUCCGCCGCCCCGAGCCUUUUCUCCGGUACCGUCUCUUCCCGGGAGGACUUUCGGACCGAACCGACCCGCUGCUUGGCUUGGAAGUACCGCUGUCGACAAUAAAAGCGAUCCUUCCCGAUGCUUCAGCUCAGAGCUCCGCUCCAACUAACCGUGCUCAGAGAUUGUAGUGAAUCUCACCCCAGUGGAGGCUCAGAAUGCUAAUAUGAUGACAGCUUGCGGGCCAGUGUCAUGGCAACAAAGCUACAAUCUGAUAUAUGUUGGGUAAAGGAGCAAAGCGGAAGCUGGACGAGGAUGACGAGGGCGUGGAAAGCAAAGCGCUGGCGGCCGAUGGCCUCUCCAAGGUGUCCUACACGCUUCAGAGGCAGACUAUCUUCAACAUCUCUCUGAUGAAGCUGUAUAACCAGCGGGCGCUGACUGAGCCCAGCCUGGAGAAGCGCGUGCUCAUCAACAACAUGCUGCGACGCAUCCAAGAAGAGCUGAAGCAGGAGGGCAACCUGCGGCCACUUUUCUUUCCCCCGUCCCCUCCGCCAGACGACCCGGUGGAUGAGGGCUUUCGAGAGGCGCAGCCAGCCUUUGGCGCCCUCUCCAUGGCCGCAGCCACCCCUUUGAUCCUGCCUCCUUCAUCACCUGCUCCGCCCCCACCACUGCCCCCGCCUCUGGUCGGUCAAACGCCGCUGGACACCUGCCUCACCCCAGCCUCGCUGCUGGAGGAGGACAGCGCCGCUUUUUGCACAUCCCCUCCCUCACCCUUGCCGGAUGCACCGUCCAGACUCCAUCCACAAGUGGGCGGAGACAGUUUCUCCUCAGCCCUGGAUGACAUUGAGGAGCUGUGUCCAACAGCCCAAGCAUCAGCAGGGCCUACAACUACCUCCCCCUCCGCACUCACAGCGGCCCUACAUUCGCCCCUCCAGCCCCCCAGCCAAUCCUCAGACUCCAAAGACUGCAGCAAACCUUGCAGCCCAAAGCUGGAGGGUCUAAACCCGCUGCCCCUAGAGCGUCCGUCAGCGACAGCAGCGGCCAAUGACUCUAAACUGAUGGAGACUCUCCCUCCUACAGGCCUGGACAUGAGCACUUCUCCCUCUGCCUCCUCUUCCUCAGGCUUCCUCACUGACCUGGCCCUGGACGAUAUCCUCUUUGCUGACAUCGACACCUCCAUGUACGAUUUUGACCCCUGCACGUCUGCUGCAGGAGCUGUCCCCUCCAAACUGGCCCCCGUUGUGACGGCCGACGACCUCCUCAAGACUCUGUCCCCUUACAGCAGCUCCGCCCCAGUCGUCAGCUCCAACCAGCCUUUUAAAAUGGACCUCACAGAACUGGACCACAUCAUGGAGGUCCUGGUAGGCUCAUGACCAGUUUUGAGAAGGAGAUAAUGUAGAGGAGAAUCAAAAAAUUAUUCAAAGAAUUUUUAGAUACAAAGUGUAAAAAACUGAGGACUUAACUGUGGGUGUUUUGUACAGGUUUUAUUUUUUUGUUUGUUUUUAAGACAAGGCAAUUGUAAUAAUCAAUGGUGAUGUCACCCAGUACUACUUCUCAAAACACUGUGCAUGCACUGUGCUCGCCUUUCCAAAAGAUGAACAUGAAGGAACACGCUUGGCUUCUUGUCAGAUUUGAGUGCCUUCAUUGAUAAAUGACCACUUGGCAAAUUUCAUGCCCUUUUAUUAGUGUCUCUUUUACGUUUCUCCAAAUAAGCAGAGAAGGAGUAGCAGCUCUCUUUCCCCUUGUCAGCAUACAGGUGCAGGAAUGUGCUCUGCCGGGCCUAUUUGUGUGUUACUUUCAUUUUCACCAAGCACAACAAAUUUGGAAAAAAGGAACUUUAUGGUUUUUGGGCUUCUUUAGUGUUAUUAGACAUUUGGGAAAUAUUUAAAUAUUUUGGUCUGCUCCAACUUUUUAAUGCCCAGACUGAACCAAACUUCCACUCUAUAAUCUCUAAUAUGAAGUGUACACACUUUACCCUGGCUGGCCUAUUUCUACUACACAAACUGUAGGUGUAUAUGUUGAGCAUUGGUGUUGAAAUUUUAUCUCAACUGAACACAAACCGAACAAUCUGCAUUGUUAACUUGGCAAUUUGGGGUUCAGGCAAUAAGUGCACAUUGUAUUGAUGGACAUUAUGUUGUAUAGUUUCGGUCUUGUGAGCCCUUUUCCUGAAGAGGGAAUAACCAAGUGAAGGCCCUUUAUGCUGUAAGAAAUGUAUGCAAAUGCAAAUUUCUUCUAGAUCAAAAGUUAACAUGACGUCCUCGUUUUUUUUUUAUGUUGGAUGAUUUUUCGUACUCAAAUGCAAUUUUGUUGAAAAACACUACACUAGUGUGCAGGGAGUGAGCGUGUGUGAGUGCCUGUUCAUGCAAAAAAAAUGUUUCUCAUGUUAUACGCAGUCUGCAUCAUUUUUUUACAAACUCAUUGUCAACAUUUCUUUUCAUUUUUAACAUCUUUCUUCGCUUGUUUGCCAAACAUUUCUCUGUAUCCUGCACUGUCCUGCGGUACGGUAUACAUAUUAUUGCAUGCAGCGUUGCAAUACUAUUGUACAAAAGCCAGAUGUAGGAUUUUAGAUGGAUUGGUUUCAUUUGACCUUAUUUAUAUCUUAUGUUUGGUUGCGUUUUACUGAUUGCCAUCUGCUCGUGUCUCCCUUUUGUCUCUCAGCUGGGAUUCCUCCUGUUGGGUUUUGGCCAGUAGAGAUGGUCAGAAAGAUUGGGUAAACAGCACUGGAAAUUGAAUUUCUUACAGUAUAUGUACAAGAUGUUUCAAAACUACCAAAGAGGAUUUUUAGCAUUCAGAUUUCCAAACUUUUCCAUUAGCCUUCCUUAUUUCACGGUUCAAAAAUAGAAGCCUGUGUGGAGCAGCAAGUAAGAUAUGCCUUCAUUUCUGAAACCCACUACAAAACACUGAACUCGGUGAGACUGAACACCGUAUUUUCAAUUCAGUUUUGACUGUCACGUGCAAAGGGACCAUUUCUCAUAUCAGCAGCUGUUACAGACCCAUUUACAAGAGUUCAUCGGUAAAGACUCAGUGAGGACUCAGUGUGGGAAUUGUUAUCAGCAUCAUUUCCAAUCACAGUUAGAUUUCAAGACACGUUUGGCUUCAUCGCACAGAAUCACACAUCGUCAGAGAGACAGUAAACUGCAGUGCUGGUCUCAUUCAGGUGUGAACAUUUCAAAUACAGGAUUUCACUUUUUACUAUUUACAGAACAGCCUUUCGUGGCAUUAGUUUGAACAGGUUACAGCCAGGGGGCGCUAGAGAGAUGAUCUGAAAGUUGAAAAACACGAUAAUGAGCGGGACUAUGAGAGCAAACGGGCAAUACUAUUCAUUCAUAAUUAUAAUUACUGGUUAUUUUUAAGAUAUUUGGAUUUGGAGUGAUUGUUUUUUUUUGUUUUAAAUUAUUUAUUCUUUGUUUCCUGUGUAAAUAUAUUUAUUUUGAUGUGAAGCUACCAUCUGGAUUGUAAUAUGUACAGAAUGUAUGGUAGGAAUGUAAUCUGCUUAUAGGAAUGUAUCUUGCAUAAUGAAUUGGGUUGGAAGCCAUUUGUUUCUGUUUUGAAAAUGCAUUAUUUUGUUUCCUAUAUUAUAAUUUUGGGGUGGGGUUUGUGGCUGUUUCUAGGGCUACAUAUUCUUACCCCUAUUUAAAUGAGUAUUUAAUGUCUGUGUAUUUCUGUUUGUGUGCAAGGGAAAUGUUUGUGAAGCAAUAUUUUAUUCUCUUCAAACUUCAGAGGUUCAGACUCCAAAGCUUUUUAUUUCUUUUCUUUCUUUUCUUUUUUUAUUUUAUUUGUUUGUCGGGAAAGUCUGUUGCUAACCCUCAAUGCCAAAACGUAUGAAGAGCAAAAGUGAAUGCUUUCUGAUGCUGGUUACUGUUAGUUUAACUCAGUGUCUCCUGUCUUCAGCCUGCGCCACAGGCCACCUGUUUUGGGGAAUAAAAGUAGUUGAGUGGUUUUGGAGAGAGACCACUGGUGGAGUGGGGGAAGGGGGGGUUACCUCUUCUUCUGCUCAAUAAGAAAGGCUGUAUUUUUCACAGACCUUGGAGCUGUGCCUUUUUCUAUGCAAUUACCAACAUAUUCAUUUUGAGAAAAAAUGAACCCAUCAAAUGAUGAUCACUGUAUUUGCAUCAAGGUGUGGACUGUAGAAUAUAUAUAAAAAUAUGGACAGGUGUCUAUGAAUUUGAAACAGUCUUACUUUUGUAGUUUUAUAUCAUACAAUAAACUAUUAAAAAUA